GGUAUAUCAGAAUCAAACAUGAAGCGGAGUUCUAAGACCGUGCUUAUAUCCACUAGUCAGCCCCAGAUUUACUAUGAUUCAUCCAAGAAAUUCAAGGAGUUAAGACAACCUCUCAAGACAAAGAAUAUAGGCAAGGGCCUUAAAUAAAGUAGCAGAAUCUCCCAAAGCUAGGAAGUCAGUUGUCGGCAUCCUAAAGAAGCCUACAAAUGAGGAGAAAGAUUUUGUAGACCAAACUAAAGUUAUUAACAAAAAGUUCAUCCUGAGAUACAAAAAUGUGCCUACCAAGCAGAGGAAGAAAGAAUCAAGCCUUGAAAUGUAUGAAGAAGAGAGCUCAGAGGUACAGAAAUUAGACAACUGGGAGAGAAAUACCAAGAAUGCUGAGCUACAGGAAUACUCUAAAUAAUCUGAAAGCUAAUAUUAUGUCAAUGUCCAAUCGUUACACUCAAGAAGUGUCAAAGAACAGGUCUCCAACUGUCAACUACAAGAAUUUGGACUCUAUUACCAAGGAUCUGUACGCAAAGCCGGAUACCAGUGGGAUGAAGAUCCGUAAGAACAGACUUCUACUGGACCUUAAAGAGUCUUUAAAAAGGAGCAAUCUCUCCUCAAGUAGUAGCUCCAGCUCGGGCUCUGAAAUAGAUCCAAAUGAUAUAAAGCGAAAGAGUUACCAACUCGGAACUUUCAAGCUCAAGAGCAAAGGAAAUCUACGAGCUACUUCACAGGAAAAUAUAGCAUCGAGACCUCAGACUGAUAAAGCAAAAGAUCGUUUCAACAUUGAUCACCUUGUCAAGAUUUUCGCUAAGGACAAGAAUGAUAAACUAAAGAUUGCCCAAGAACAGAAAGUCUUGGAAGAGGGGUUAUGGAAAGAAUAUACUCACCUCGAAAAGGCCAUCAAGGAUUCUUCUCAGAAGAGAGAAAAGUUGCUGUUCUCUAACAACGAGUUCUUCGAGACUAUCUCCAAGAACAAGGAGAGGCUCUACAAGGUCUCAACUAAGUUCAACAAGUUGUUUAAGGGUAAAAACUCUGUAUUUAACCAAGCUGUUAAGAAGAGCAAUAAGAAUGGAGACUUUAAGGAUGUACUUGAGUUCAACCAUCAAAGAGAGAAGAUGAAAAAGGAGAUCAAGUCUCUCGAACAUGAGGAUGAUAGAUACAUCAAAAUGCGUAGCACAACGUCGGAAUAAAAAUUAAAUACACUGAAGACGAGAUUGAUAUCUACAUCAGCAAGAU
Moneuplotes crassus is the source of this 1224-nucleotide messenger RNA. The record is from the annotation of a GenBank genome assembly. Lineage: Eukaryota; Ciliophora; Spirotrichea; Euplotida; Euplotidae.